Messenger RNA from Trichobilharzia szidati, 5694 nucleotides. The record is from the annotation of a GenBank genome assembly. NCBI's taxonomy places the organism in Eukaryota, Metazoa, Platyhelminthes, Trematoda, Strigeidida, Schistosomatidae.
ACUCAGUUCAGCAAUAAAAUGAAAAUUUUCUUCUUGUGGAGUUUAAAGAGGACGUAUUCUCAUUAUGGAAGUCUACUUUUUGCACAUUACACACUAGCUCGUUACGUUUGAUUGGAAUGCUUAACACGUCCUCAAGUGAAGACGACGAAUAUGUCAGUUCAGCAGGAAAUUUCGAAGAUGAGGACCAAGCGAGGAGAUGGUUAAAUUAUGAAGGUAGAAACAUCGAUACAAUAGAUCUGAUAUCGAAACCACACAUGAAUACCCUGUUGAAUACUGAAUCAUUCCAACCAAAUGAUAAAAUCAAUUUGAAAUAUAUGUCAAACAAUCAAAGUCCUGCCAGCGGAUGGAAAAGACUCCAAUAUCAUCAUCAUCCUGUCUCUGAUGUUCCUACCGUCUACAAAGAUACCCAACGACCACCACGAUUAGGUGAUUGUGCUGCUAAAAAUACUGAAUCAUCAAGACUAGGUUUUCCAACCAACUCGGAGAUAAAUUCGCAUGAUUCAGUUAUCCCAGUUACAGCAACAACAACAACAUCUCAACAGCAACAGCAACACAAUUUAGUGUUAGUUUUGAAAGUCCUCUAGAAGCUUGUCCGCUGGGUACACGUUUAAGUCCAGUGGGAAGUAGUUGUUGGUCAUCUGAACAGCAUAUUUCGCCUGAUUUAACCUCACUGAUGAGUAGUAGUACAAAUUCUGUGUCGGCUGGCAUAUCUUUAAGUUCAGGUCGUCAGCAUGCCUUGAAAUCACUGCUGCACAGACAACCAUCAGCUGGUACAGCAUGCUCCGGGGGGACGUUGUCUACAGAACCUGUACAAUCUGCUUCACAGUCGGUGCGAUCAGCUCCCUUGUGCGCUAGUCAACUGACUCGAUCUAAGUGGAGUAAACAGAUGACAAUCAGUAGAAAUAUAAAUUCGCAUUAUUUUACACCACCACCACCACCACCAUGUUUGGUAGUUAGUGAUCCAGAGGAAGAAAUGCAUAAUAAGCGUCUACAGCUGUAUGUCCUGGCUAUUCGAUGUAUUGCCUAUCCAUUGUUAACUGUUAAUACUAGUGGACAGAAUAGACGAUAUCUACGUGUUACCAAAGAUUAUUUGAAUAUAUUAAAGGAAAGAUUUCAGUUGUAUUUACGUGGUGAAUUGCCUAUUAGUAGUGAUGAAGCAUUUCAUAGUGCUGUUAAUGAAUUCACUGAAGCUGUUCUAAAAAGUGAUCGUCUUUUAAAUAUGGUCAAGUCUGGCAGCUGUUCCAUGUAUGAUAUUCGAGAGAUUUUUAUUACACAUAUUGAAAAACAGUUUCAAGGUAUUCAACCAAUUGAAGGUUUAUCCAAAGAAAGUGUAUUAAGUUCAUGGAAAAUAAAAUUUGAUCAAAUAUGUCGCGGGGGUGAAGGACCGUGUCCUGAAGCAAUGAAAUUAGCUGUACCUCAACCAGAGCCUGUAGCUUUAUCUAAUGAACAAUUAUACGAAUUAUUAAUGCGUACACUGUCAGUUGAAAAAUAUGAACAUCAAGUGUUAUAUAAUGCAUGUCAACUUGAUAGUGUAGAUGAACAAGCCUCUCAAAUCAAACGGGAAUUAUCAGAACGUUUACUACAGAUUGACAGAAUGUAUAAAGAACGUUCAUUCCCUAAAAUGGUACAUAAAGAAAUGGAAAUGCAGUAUAUCGAAGAAGAAAAACUCAGGGUGAAUGGAUUAAUGAGACGAUUGGAUUCAAUCCCGGUAAUGAAAACGCAUUCAACUGCUGUCAGUACAGUGCAUAGACGUCUGAGAAAACAUCCAAUAAAAAGUAUUCUAGCCAAUUGGCAUAUAAACGAUACACGAUCUAGUCGAUCUGAUCAUGACACUACUGGCUCAACAUCAGAUCUAUGGUCAAGACAACUGGAGUUAGGCUCGUCGAGAUCAUCUUUAUCGUUGGCAGAUGAAAUUCACUCACUUAAUGAAAGUGUACCGUCAUCUUCAAUGUUAACAAAUCAUGAAAUUCCAAAAGAAGCUAUGCAAAUUUGUUCAACGAUUGAAAUAUUAGUUCAUCAAGUGAGAAAUAUUCAUAAUCUACCUCGUACAAAAAAGUUGUAUUGUGCUAUAGAACUGGAUUGUACACCUGAUCGAAAGAGAACAGAAUCUGUUGAAGUUAGUAAACCAGUAUGGAAUACUACAGCAGAAUUUCAGACAUCACAACCACUUCCUAUAGUCAAGGUGAAAGUUUUCAAAGAAUGCUCAGGACCCCUGACACUUGAUGAUAAAGAACUAGGAAGAGUAACUAUCAAUAUAACUUGGUCAAGUCCACGAAAUCCCCUCUGGUAUAAACUACAGACAACAAAACACUGUCAUGAUCCAUUGGAAUUACAAAUUUCCUUGUCUAUGCAACGUCCAACUAAUUGUAAAUAUGGUAAUUAUUGUUGGAUUCAAGGGAGAACAACAUUUAAAAAAUGGAAACGACGUUAUAUUUGUAUUAUACAGAUAUCUCAGUACACGUCAAUGCUGGCAGCUUAUGCUGAACAGAAAACUCAACCGUCUGAGUCGAUUAUCCUGGAUGGAUUCACUGUAGACUAUUGUGAACCAAGAGCAGAUUUAAUAAGUCUGGCUACAUUUGGUCGAAAUGGUAAACCAGAUCAUCAUGCAUCAACAUCCUCGUUAACGUCAUUAUCACGACUUCGAUUUAGUACACUGGCACGUAUGGGCAGUCAGAGAAAUGUGGGCAGUGGUCCACUUGGUGGUCUAGAAUGUGAUUAUACACCGAGAUUUUUCUUUAAACUUGUUCGAGAAGGUGAUACGCUGAUUGUAGCAUCAUCUACUGAAAUCGACCGACAGAAUUGGAUCCAAGCACUGUAUAGGGCUACUGGUCAAACGCAUAAACCUACGGCGCCAGGAGCGGCUAGUAGUACAGCGCUAACAAAUGAUCAAGGCAAGGGUACUGCUGAAGUAGAAACUAGUCAAAUGAAAAAGAUUGAAGAAUAUGCUUCAACACCAGUUCAUACACUUGAUCAUUUAGAAUAUUUUGCUCUUCUACAAUCUUUAAGCUUAGACUAUCGUUUAACGGAUCCAUUUGUCUCACUUGGUUGUCUAAGUCCAAUACAACGUCAUCUGUUAGAUGAAUAUUGUACACGUUAUGGGAUACGUGAAUGUCAACGUCAUUUAGCCAUGUUAAUUAAUCUGCUGAAUAAAAUAGAAAAUGGUAUGAGUAUAGAUCCUGAUCUAAUUCAUAUCAGUUAUGCCUUGUGUGCUAAUCAUGUCAGUGGGAAAGCUCAACACGAUCAAGCUGUACAUACAGUACUAGCAGUGGAACGUGAUCAAUUCCAGGUUAUUAAGGCUAGAUUAACAACACUGUUGGAGAAACAGAUUACUGAAUUCCGUUAUUGUUUCCCAUUUGGACGUCCAGAGGGAGCUUUGGAGAAGACAAUAAGUUUAUUGGAACGGGUGUUGACCAAAGAAACCGGUGAACCUGUGCCAACUGAAGUUAUUCGAAAUGCAAUUCGUAAUUGUUUAAGAAAUGCAGCAGUUUUAAACUAUGAACGAAUAUCAGAAUAUGUUAUGAUUGAAGUUGUUACCGGUCCACGUAUUAAAGGUGGUAAAAAAGAAAAUAAGAAAAUCUGUGAAAUGUUUCAUUUAGCUGAACUUUGUAUUGAAGUUUUAAAACAGAAUGAACAACAUCAUGCUGAGUCAUUUGCAUGGUUCAAUGAUCUUUUCAUUGAACAUACAGAAAAUUUUUGGUAUCUCUUUCAAAUGGAUCUAUUUGAACUAUUGGAUAGACUACCAGAAGAUUGUUGGGAAGUAUUUGAUUUAUUUCAGCUGCUUAAUAAUUAUCUUUUAAGUAAUGCUAAUUUAUCUAAUGGUCGAUUUCAUCAAGAGUUAGCCAAUCGUUUUACACCUUUGGUAGACCGUUAUAUUGGAUUAAUGUCAGAUUCUGUUGAGCAUGCAUUAAUAGAUGGAUUUAAAAAUGAACGAUGGACUCCUGCCACGAAAUUAAACAGAAAUGAAGGUACAAAAGAAUUCCUACAUGACAAUAUCUCACAACUGCAAAUUAAACCUGAUGCGUCAACACGUAUUCGUCAUUCAUUAGCUUCAUUUAAUAAAGGUGAUAUUGGAAAUAUCAAUGAAACGCGAUCGUUAAAUAUACCAGUAGUAGUUCAUGCUCCUCAGCAUCCUCUUCCACCUCCUCCAGCUCCGUCUAGUCGUCAUCAACAUCAUCAACACCAUCCUCAUCAGUUAGAUAUUGACUGGAAUGCAUCAAUAGUGUGUACAAGUGAAAAUUCUCUAGAUACGAAGGACAAAGCGAAAUUGUCAACAGCAUCGGCAGCAUCAGCAACAACAACAACAGCAGCAAUCACAGAACUUUUCCAGUAUUCCUCUGGAAAUUUUAAUAUAACCAGUUGUCAGACAUGUCAAACUGUUAUUGACUUACUCUGGAGAUUAUAUAAGCUAAAAAGAUUUGUACAAGAAUUGAAUUGGCCACAAGCGAAUAUAGCGGAUGCACUUGAUGAAAGAGUACGUGUCCUGUGUGCACAAAUGCUUAGAGAAGCUGUAAAACGUACACUGAUUGAACUAGAAUCAAUGGUACGGAAAUGUUCUAAAACUGUAGAUUUAAUCCUUCCGCUAGAAUGUUAUACAAUGUUGAAUACAAUCAGUGAAUUAAGAGCUCAUCUUUUCAUAUUAUGUCAGCCAGUAAAACAAGGAAGUUUAUUGAAUAAUGCUACUACUACUACUAAUACUACUAAUAAUAAUAACAGCAAUAUUAAUAACAAUGACAACAGUGGAUGGUCGUAUCGUUCACCAAUUAGAAAUGCCAACCAAUUACAUAUGGAAACACAAGAAUUCUUUGAAAGUGUACAAAGAAAUAUGAUGGUUAUCAUUAUCGAUCAAUUUAUGACUGUUUUAAACGGUGUACUGAAGAAGUUGACCAGAUUCGAUGAAAAUAAACUAUUGUCUUCAAUACUUGUCCUAACUAAACCUACCGAUGAAGAAGGUCAAGCCUAUGGAACUUUUCUUCAUGUAAAUUUACAGAAUUUAAGUGAAAAUCUAAUCGAUGAAGUUUCAAUGCUAUCGAUGCUGGAAACAUGGUACACACGUCAAAUGAAGGCUGUCUACGAUUGGCUUAUCCAGCGUAAAAGUAUCCUACUUCAUCCGCAUCAGAUUAAAUUCCUAUCAGUUAUUGUUAAAAAAAUAUUUAGUGCCUUCGAAUUACAAGGCUUAUCGAAAAAUGUUCUCAACACUAUUGUAUAUCAAACAGUAAUUCAAAGAAUUCAGGUUGAAGAGACAACACAAUGUGUUAAAAAAGAAGCGAGUUCCAGUGGUAGUUCAUCCAAUUCAAGUCGGAAUAAAAUAUUGACUAAUCUUGGUGAAGGAUUAACAGCAUUCACUGGGAGUCCUAUAUUCCAUAGAUCUUAAUGUUGUAAUGUAAUGCUGUAAUCAUGCUGUAUAGCUCGACAGUGACAAUGACACCGAAUGACGACAACAGGAAGACGCAGAAGAAGAAGAAGAUAUAGGAUGCAUCACUGUUUAUUGCUUUUUUUGUUAUUUAAGUAUUUGACAGUAUUAUUAUUAUUAUUACUAUUACUAUUCUGUAAUGAAUACCUUCCAGUACUAGUCAAAUCUUUCCACUACACACACACACACACAAGAUUACACAAUACACCAUCAAGUCUUUCAACUGCUGAAAUCAGAAGACGAACUAUUUUUGAUAAAAUUAGUCUAUACAAACAUAUAUGCAU